This is a messenger RNA of Annulohypoxylon maeteangense, 2697 nucleotides long. RefSeq lists its product as uncharacterized. Lineage: Eukaryota; Fungi; Ascomycota; Sordariomycetes; Xylariales; Hypoxylaceae. Bases 220 to 2475 code for a protein of 751 amino acids. The transcript has a single exon. The record is from RefSeq and is a predicted model, not a curated record.
CCCAUCGGGUCCAAGCUUUGUUCAUGAUUCAUAAAUGGCGCUCGCACACGACUUUCGCCGCAUUACUUGCCUAUCCUAACCAUCGAACCAUCGAACAAUAUCGAUACCUACAUAUUAAUCAACUAGCUCUUACAUCAACACUUUAGUUGUCAAGUGAAUGAUCUGACUUCUCCUAAGCAUAGCAUAACAUAGCAUAGCAUUUCUACAUUCGAUAUUUUCAUGAUGGAAGAAGCUCCACCUCCUCCAUACAGCGAAAAUGAUACAUUUUCGCAUCCGGGACGGUCGCCGUCAGCCCGAGCUGGAGCAAACGACGACACUGCUUCCGUCACCGAAUCUUCUUCUCAUGGCACACCCAUUUAUACACCACCGGAAACUCCCCGGGAAUCACAUUUCAACCUCCCUGGAGUCGAUGAGCACCGUUCAAUAACAUCUGCCCACUCUUACUUCGAGUCUCGCCCCACUCUCGUCAGCCGCUUGGCCGGCCAAAACUUCGUGGCCUCGUUAGCUAUCACGGAGGAUGCUUCUCCAGACGACUUCCCGUACCCGAGCUGGGCAAGUGUCCAUGACACCACCGAAGAAGAUUGGCAGACAUUCUUGAACCAUCUCCUGCCUGACCAUGCUGCACGAUCUAACUCCCAAACCAUCGACCGCAAACUGCAGGCAGAAGAUGAUGCACAGUCAUCCAAGACCGAAAGAAGUAUCGCCGAGGCGCAGCUCGGUCAGAUCAAGUCACCCUCGAAUUUAUCACUACAGCCUUCACACGACAUCGAUACUAUGGUCCGCGAGUGGAAUGACGGUUUCUUCGGACCAAGAGGCGUAACUAUACAGCGGGCUCCACACUCGUCCCGUAGUGCAUCGGAGACGCCCGCUUUCGAAGAUCCUCCCAUUUCCGUACCGCAACCCCAGUCCCAGCCCCGGGAACAGGAACAGGGGCAGGAACAGACUCCUAGGUCAAAAUGGAACCCGUUCAGACCGUUCGACAUUAGUAACCAGGGUGUCCGCAUCGGACCUCUUUCCAUUGACAACGACCGUGUAGCGUUCGGGGACUCAUUCGAAGUCGACCGCAACGGCGUGCGUUGGAACGGUCUAUCAACCAAUGACCUCAAAUUCGAAACCGACAACGGUACCCGAGGCGGCGCUCCCCAAGGCCCAGGUUCCUUCACCAACAUCCCACCCGGAAGAGGCGGGCUCGGCGAACACCCCAUAGGUCGCGGCCGGGGCGGGCGCUGGUGGAGAACCGCCCCGAACCCAACCCCCCACAACCCCCGAGCCCCCUCCCCAAGCGCGCACUCCAGCGCCUCCUCCUCCUCCAGCUCCUCCGACUCCAGCAUCGGCAGCCUCCCAGACUGGGACGACCUACGGGACAGCCAGCUCCCAAUCACCAAGCAAUCGAUCUCAACCUGGCUCUCGCACCCGGAGCAGCCCGUAACAAAAGCCAUACUCCGCAGCGCGCGAUCCAACAUCAAAGCGGCGCGGAACGCGCCCCCACCCACGAACGACCCCGGCUGGGACGUCAGCAAGCAGGCCUUGCGGCAAGAAGUGCGGUCGCUCCUCGCGCGUCUGCAGGAUCUGAAGAGGGAGCAGAAAAGAGCAGCGCGCGCGACGCGGAAGGAGAGGCGGGAGGUGAAGCGCGCGGCGAAGCGGGAGAGGAGGGAGAGGAGACGGGAGGGGAGACGCAGGGGCGCGGCGUUCGAUCCGUUUGGGGUUGCGAGACGACAUACGGCUCCUGCUCCGCCGGCGGUGCUUGAAGCCUACGUCCCGCCCGUCCCGCCCGUACCGCAAUUCAACGCUCCGUUCGGGGGGUUCGGGUUCGGUGGGAGGGGUAGGGGAGGGGGAAACGCGCCGAGGCCCUGGGAAGCACAUGUGCGGGCGGCGCGGGAACAGGCGGAGCGAGCGCGGACGCAGAGCGCGGAGCAGGUAAGGGUCGCGAUGGCGCAUGCGGACUCCGUGUGUGCGCUUGCGGCGACGCAGGCGGGACGGGCGCGCGAGGACGCGCUGAGACAGGCUAGUGCUGCGAGGGCACAGGCUGCUGCUGCGGUUGCUGGGGCGGGGGGUUCGUAUUCGUACUCGCAUGUGCAACCCUCGCCACAGCCGUGGAGGAUGUGGGGUGCUGAUGGUGGUAAUGAAGGUGUUGGGAACGCUAGACGUGGGUUUGGUAGUGGUAAUCAUAGUGCUACUUGUGAUAAUUGUGGUCAUGUGAAUAAAUACGAGAGGGCAGAUGCGCUAGAGGCGCAGUUGAAGGCGAAGACCAACGAGCUUUCAAGGCUGUGGAAUGAGGGUUGGACACAGGAUGCGAUGGAGACGAUACACGGAAAGGGUGAAGUUAACGAGAUGGGAUUGACAAAGUUAGAAGCCGAGGCCAAGAAGCUGGAAAGUGAGAUCAGAGAUCUCUCGAGAGAUGUGAAUCAGUUGAGACUUGAGGCUGAUGAGGAGAUGGCGAGGAAGAUGGCGGAAGAGGAGGGUUGGCAUGGGUAGAUGGGAUAAUCUAACUCAAGACUUUAGGAUUUUAUGAUAACGGAGCAUGGUAUCUAAGGAUGGGCUUGGGUAUUGAUGGUAUAUUGAUGGUACAUGAAUAAGGGAUUCAGGGGUUAAGGGGUUAUGAAUUUGCCAACUACCUACGGUAUAGGUUCGUAGAUUUUAGUCUAGUUAUGAAUUUACGGUAAACAUAGUUGUGUAAAGUCAUAGAUUCAUCAUUCA